Messenger RNA from Notodromas monacha, 4751 nucleotides. The record is from the annotation of a GenBank genome assembly. NCBI's taxonomy places the organism in Eukaryota, Metazoa, Arthropoda, Ostracoda, Podocopida, Cyprididae.
ACGGAUGGCAGAACAUUUCCGAAAUUCUGUGGAGUUCGGACUCAUCUGUUUAAUUCAGAAUUUUGAACGUAUUGGUAGCGUCCAAGCACUGCUGUUGAUUUGCGGAGUGGCGUGAAACGUGAGCUGAUUGUGCUUCCGGAAUGACGAAAGCAGAUGACGUAGCCCUUUGAUUGGAUAUCACGCUUGUGGAGUAGUCGACGAAGAUGUUCAUCAGGGGAUCGCUUCGCUGAGGCCGUAACUACGGCUUUUUGAAUUUUUGAGUUCUUGGGCGACCGCAGGGAACCGGACUCCGUCCCCGCAGAAAUGGGCAAGAGUGGUAUCUGCACAAUGUGCAUGAGUUCUAAAACUUUGGUUGUUGAUGCGAAGAAACAUCGGCUGAUCCAUGCAGACCAAACAGUUCAUGAACGAGUUUCCCUCUGGAUUCUCGCGAAGCAACCUAUGGGGUUCAGGACAAUUUUCAACGUGGACAAGAAGCCCUGUCAAGUGUGUCGGGAAUGUUUGGAUAUAACCGUGAAACUCGACGAAGGCGAGAAGCAGUUGGAAAUGCUCUUCAACCAACUUUUCGCACGUCUUUCUAACUCGGAUGAUUCCAUGAGUUGUGAAGUUAAAUCGGAAUCUGUGGAGCCCAUGAUGCCAACACCAGUAGCUCAGAUUAAAACGUGUGGCUCUAUUGAUGAAAAUCGAAUGCCCACCGAAUUUGCCAAGAGCAGCAUUCGGAAAAACCGCGGAAAUAGAAUGAAUAGUGUGAUGAAAGAAAUUCUUCCGCCGUCGAAAGUUGAAAAAAGGUCUUCACAAAUGGUUACCUCUGCCUUGAGGUCAAAUGGACAGAUUGAUACGAGCCCUGACGCAACUCCGGCAAAAAGAACCACAAUUCCUAAUUCAUCGGACGUCAAGAAAAGAAUUUUUGUUGGUGAGAAUUCUGCUGAGAAAGAAACAGUUUUGCGAACUUCCUCUGCAAAAAAGCGUCUCCGGUUGGAAAGUUCCAAUGAAGUGAAUGCGGUGGGUCAUCAGGCGGAGAAGGACGCAUCCUGCUUUGUCGGUUUGGACGCGUGGGCUCUCCUAACCUGUCGGGUAUGUAACGACGAGUUGGAGUCUUCGGAAAGUUUAGAAGAGCACUUCAAGAUGCAUCAUGCGGAGAAAUGCCCGUAUGUGUGCCAUUUCUGCCUUGCCCAAUUUCAACGUCAUGACGAGUUCAAGUUGCACGUGCUGUAUGAAGAGCUUCAGAAAUCAUUAGACGAAAAUUUCCGAUGUUCAGUGUGCCAGAAGGACUGCCUCUUACCCACUUUCUUGAGCAAACACUGGAAACACAGUCAUCGGAACUGCAAGGAAAUCCGACAAGUUCCUUUUCAUUGCGAAGAGUGCGAUCUGAGAUUUUUAUCCUACGAAGAUUUUGUGUGGCAUCGGCGUUCAGACCUCGAAGCUCACAGCAAAGUAGACGGAUGUCGUAGGGAGUUUCACUGUUACGAGUGCCGGUAUGAUGGGAAAUCAGAGCGAGGCCUGCUCAUGCAUGUUGUUCGUCACCACGAAAAGGACAGCCCUUUCCAGUGUCCGCGGUGCAAUUUGAAAUUGAAGAAUGCCGGUGACUUCUUGAAGCACUUGAUCGAAACCGAGUUUUCCAAGGAGUCGCUCUGUGAAACUUGUGGAUUACGGUUCUCCUCUGCAAAAUGUUCUUUCGAGCAUGCGAAAAAUAUCCAUGGUGAUGAUGGACUUGGCUCGUGUGAUGUUUGCGGUGAUGUCAUGUUCUCUAAGGCGAUGGUGGAUGAGCAUGCCACGAAUCACUGGAUGUUGAAGUGUCCGUAUUGUGAGCGAAAGUAUCGAGCAAAUGCUGUGCACGAUUUCAGCGCUCACGUUGUUCUCCACAAGUCGGAUUAUUUUGAUGAAAACUCCGUGUGCUUCCUCUGUGAUACGGAUCGGCAGAACAGGAAGGCUCUUUCCGACCACAUUCGUUCAGUACAUGGGAAAAAGUAUCCCUUCAACUGUCCCAAGUGCAAUGAGAAUCAUGCGACCGAGCUGCUUUACAACGAUCACAUAGCAUGGCACAAAACGAAUGCGAUGCCUUUUGUUUCAUCGUGCCCGUCAAUAAGCCGAUCUGUAAUUCUAAGCCCAUCUCCCUUGAAGUCAGUUCGUGAGCGAUCGCAAAGUGAACAGUCGACCCCCCUCUCACCUGCAGGCGGAAAGCGACGAAUUUCAAACAGAACCCGUCUCCAGCGCAACGUGAAACCGAGAUCUAUGUUACGUUGUGAUUUGUGUGACUACAAAGCGGGGGAUGCCGAAGUUCUCAGGUAUCACGAAUACCUCAAGCACGGUGUUCUGGAUAAAACGAAGUUUUAUAAACAAUGCAACGUUUGCAAGAAAGAGUUCGUUAUUUCCUCUAUGUACGAGAAGCACUUAUCUGUGAAGCAUGGAAUCAAAUCUCAGGUGGAAGAAGGUCGUACGUCAUUGAUCAAGAAAAAGGAUCUUGCUUAUCUUGAACUGGAUGCUGAAGAGGGAAAAGAUUUUUCCGAUGGAAUGGAAGGGUCAUUCUGCGAUCGUCGCCAAAGUCAUUUCAAAAACGAGCUUCAAGAAGAAAACGAGAAAAAUGGCAUAUAUAGAGAAGAAACGUUGAAUGUCGGGAUCGGGAAUGACGAUCACUACGCGAAGCUAGAAAAUUCAACGUGGAAAAGCUCGUGAGAAAAUUCGAAGCAAGAUCUGUGUGUGAGAAGUACAUUUUGCGCCGUCAUGGUUCAAAAUGAGCCAUACUCGUGGGGAUUUUCGUUCGGGCACUUGUACGCGGUUACUUUUUUUGACAAGUCCAGGUGAUUUUGCGCAGUGUGUUGCGUAAAUUUACGCGAGCUUGGACGUAUGGGCAAUUUUUGAAUAAGAGAUCACUCAUUUUCAUUUUUUGGAGUUUUUUACGGCAAUUAAACCAGACGGAAGACGUUAUUCGAGAAUGGUCCAGUUUUCGUGGUAAAAUAAGUGAGUGGUGAAAAUUUAACUUUUUCUUGAACGGAACGGUUUUUCCAAUGCAUCGAAUUUCAAUUUGGAGUGAGAGAAAAUUGGAGUUCAAGAAGGGAUGAUCUUCUGGAAAACAAGAAUAAAUACCGUAUCUUAUGUUCGACGAAUUCUCAUUGUGACUAAAAAUUAGUUGAUAAUAAAUGCACGCUUCUCAGCAGAAAUUUUUGAAGAUGGUGAACAGCGUAAAAUAGUGAAUACUUCUUGGUCACAUGGACUAUUGUAUGAUGAAUCAUGUAACAUCUCUGGUUAAAACUCGUUUUUAUCCUGAUGUUAUUUAUUUAUUUUUCUUGGCGAUAUUUUUGUCACGAAGUCCUGUUUUUCAGUAGUUUUCGAAGCAUCCCAAGUCCGAAAUCCGCCUUUUCUGUGCUACAUCUGUGUCCUGAGAGAGAGUUCUGAUCUAACGUUUGCGACAAUUUAUGCAUUCUGCGGGAGAUUGCUGCGAAGGUCCCGCAGAAAUUCGCGAUGCCUGCAAAAAUGAUUUAAAUUUAAUUAUGCGAAAUGAAGAAACUUGACCGCAGAAGUAGUGUCGAAUUGAACGUGUGCUGGACAAAAACCAAUUUUCUAGGUCUGAUGUUUAUUAUAUAUUAUUUGGUGAUACUGUAUCCGAUUCUUCUUUUCGUUGAAUCGGAUUGAGUCAAUGCGUGUCAAGUUCCGGUUACGGGCGAAGCUGUGCUGCUGGGUUGCUUUUUUGAGCUUAAUUGGAAUGCUGUUGUUCGAAGUUCAGGUUCAUUUUUUUUCUCUUGCGGUCGAAUUGUUUUUCUCUUGUCGGCGAAUUUUUUACCGAACUGAAUGUAAUGAUUUCGUUUUGUUAAUUAUGAAGAAAACGUUCCGUUUGUUUUGCGAAUUUUUUCAAGAAGAAAAAGUAUUUGCUGCCUCUCCUUUGAUUUUGAGUUCAGAAAGUGAUGAUAGUUCAUCACGAGAUUCGCAGGUGGUCUGAGGAUUUCAAUCAGUUAAAACGAGGGGUUUCUCAGAAUGCUCGUAAGUGGCUUUGAAACUUGGGUUCAACCUCAUCAGAUGUGGAAGAAAAUCUGUUCGAUUAUCUUUAAUCGCUUAUUCGAAAGAAAAAAAAAUUAAUUAACCCGCGAACUGAUGGAAGGUGAUGAAAAGUUAACUUCUGGAAGUGGCUUGCAUCUUGGGACACUGAGUAGCUUGUAAGGUAUAUCAUUCCUAAGUCCUUUUCAAGUCAACGGUGUGCCGCUACGAAGCCCUGAAUCUGUCGAUUGUUUUCAAAAUCUCCUAAUUUGGCAGCUGUUGAAGUGAUCGGCGAAAAAGCUUGAGCCAUCGCGGAGCAAGGCUUCGGGAUGGAUCUAUUGCCGAAGAAUGAGCGCCUUUUUGUUUCCUUGACAGUCUAAAAUGUUUUUGAUCAGUCAACAUUUUAGAAAUUCCUGGGUGCCUUUAAUUUGUUGCUGACAGAAGGUCGGAUAUUUUUCAGCGAUCAUUGACUGAAUCUUGCUCAACCGUGUUCUUUUUGUUCAUUAUGAAUUUUAGGCCAUUUAUCGCUCUUGAGAAACCCCUCAUACCUGAAAAUCUCCUUUUUACUGAGAGUUUAUCCCUGAGUAUAAUGUCUGAAAUAAUUCAAUUCCAUGUCAUUCUUCGUAGUCCGGUCUUCUAUUUUCAGGGAGAAUGUUUCGACAGCGGUUGAAAACUUCGAUCAAGCUUUUAAUUAACGUUUUGAAUUCGCGCGUUUGCAUUAAUAUUUAUUUUUCACGAUUUUUUUCAUAUUUGCAUUGUUUAAACUUGUUUUUCACUUGAGGAAA